Messenger RNA from Cryptomeria japonica (Japanese cedar), 3890 nucleotides. RefSeq names its product peroxisomal ATPase PEX6. Gene Ontology annotation, molecular function: ATP hydrolysis activity; ATP binding. NCBI's taxonomy places the organism in Eukaryota, Viridiplantae, Streptophyta, Pinopsida, Cupressales, Cupressaceae. The record is from RefSeq and is a predicted model, not a curated record. Gene Ontology annotation, cellular component: mitochondrial outer membrane. The transcript has 25 exons. The coding region runs from base 438 to 3254 and encodes 938 amino acids.
ACUUUACUUACUCGAAUAUCAAUCUUAAUAGCGUAAGUCCUUCCCUAUCUUCAUAAGCAUUUCAUUUAAGAAUUAGAUAACAUUAUCUACGUGAGAAGACCAAAGUCAAACUACUUUCCCACAUCAUCCGGGGGUCCAUAUUUCCUCGCAGUUUCCUGUUCAUCCCCAAAACCCAGAGAGCCAAAGAAAACAUUAAUUAUUUACACCCCAUUACAAUAAACGUCUUGUCGUUUUCACGUGUCGUUUACCACACACAAAACUUUUCUGCGCCGUGCAAGUCCACAGACCCUUCACAGAAGAGCCGAGCAGAAUUAAUAAAUAAUCCCUGGGCACUUGGUAUGUGACCGGCCGCUUACGGCGAGGGUUUGCAAAAUUUUACACGAUCGGGGCUGCAUUUCGGUGACAAUUUUUGCGGUUCUUCAAUUUAGCAGAAUCUGAUGGAUGGAAGACUGGAUAAAGCUCUAUUUUUAGCACUUGCAGUUGGCAUUGCCGCAGGAACAGCGGCUACAGUUACUUCUAUAAGCUUUCCAUAUGCUUGUGGUGCUGCUUUUAAUGCUCUUCAAGUCAGAAGAAAAAGAGAACAAAGAGAACUAAGAAAUCGUCUAAAAUCUGAAAAGAGUAAAAAGUCACCAAGCAAGCCUAAAGAAAGUCAGAUCUAUAAAGAGAUACUUCACAGAGCAUUGAUAGAGUGGAAGGAUAUUGUUGUUUCACUAGAUGAUUUCCCAUAUUUUUUAUCGGAUAAUACUAAGACUGCACUUCUGGAUUCUGUAUAUACAUUUCUGAAGAGGCCAGAAUAUGUCAAGUAUGUAUCAAAUUUGGUCAGCGUGAGUCCUCGAAUUCUUGUGACUGGACCACCAGGCUCUGAAAUCUAUCAGGAGACUUUGGUGAAAGGUUUGGCGCGUAGUCUGCAGGUCAACAUGCUAGUGCUUGAUUUCACAGAUAUUCUACUAGAGGCGAGAGAAUUGCAGCCCAGCAAUCUGCAGAAAACAACAAAUCAGAUUCCAGAAGCGCCUUUAGCAUCAAGUAAAACGAAUGGAGAAGUUAAUUCCAAGGAGAAAAGUAACACAUCGGCUGCAAAUUUGAAAUCAAAAGACUCCACAGCAUCUUCAACAAACAACUGUCGAAAGAAAAAGCCAGAUAUGGGACUCAGGACUGUAUCAGAGUGGUCAGUGGUGAAGCAACCAGAUAGUGAUCCUGAAGAUAAAUCUAUGCUGGUGAAAGUCCCUUCGCAAUCAGUUAUAAGUGGAACAACCAUAGAUCCGCCAAAGCGCCUUUUCAGGAAGGGUGAUAGAGUCAGGUAUGUGGGACCAAGUAAUGGACCAACUACACCUGGUUUACCUGUUGCUUCCCACCGUGGUUCUACUGGAGGCAAAGGACCUUCUAUUGGAUCGAAAGGUCGAGUAAUACUCUUGUUGGAAGAAAAUCCCAAUAAAGUUGGAGUUAGGUUUGAUAAGCCAGUUUAUGGUGGAAACAACAUGGUAGAUCUUUGUGAGGAUGGAUAUGGCUAUUUUUGCAAUGUGUUGGAGCUUCGUUUGGAGCACUCUGUUGGCGAGGAUGAGAAUAAGAUUAUGUUUGAUGCUCUUAUUGAUCUUUUGGGUAGUGAAGCAUCAAAGGAGCCUUUGCUCCUUUUUAUAAAGGAUGUUGAAAGAUCAAUGAUGGGCAACCUGGAACACUACAAGAAGUUGGAACAACUUGACAAAACGGAGUCAAGGGUCGUUAUCAUUGGAUCACAUACAAUGGACUUCCAAAAGGAUAAGGGAAGUUUUGGUAGUUAUUCGACUUCAAAAUCUGGCAGUAGUCUUGCACCUCUUCUAGACUUGCCGUUCUUGGAUAACUUUAUGUCUCGGAUAGAAGAUAUUAAGGGAGAAAGUUCAAAAUCAUCCAGAGCUCUAUUCAAGCUUUUUCCUGCUAGAAUCUAUCUGCAGCAGCCGCAGGAUGAAAAUGUGGCAAUGGAAUGGAACCAUCAAAUUGAACAAGAUACUGAAAUACUAAAAGCAGAAGCCAACAGGCAACAACUUCGCAUGGUUAUGGGAUCUUCAGGUGUGAUAUGUAGAGAUUUGGCUGAACUUGAGAUUAAGAACCAGAUGUUGACUCAUGAUAUGGCAGAGAAGGUGGUGGGAUGGGCUGUGAGUCGUCAUUUGCAGAAUGAUGGUGAGCCAGUCUUAUUCAAUGGAAGACUGGUUAUAACAGCAGAAAGCAUGCAGCAAAGCCUUACAGAGCUACUAUCUGUGCAAAGAGCUUCACCAAUGAAAAAAUCAUUGAAGGAUGUUACUUGUGACAAUGAUUUUGAGAAAAUACUCCUCUCUGAAGUUAUACCUCCUGAUGAACUGGGAGUUACUUUUGAUAGUAUUGGGGCACUCGAUAAUGUUAAGGAAGCACUUAGGGAGCUCGUUAUGCUUCCAUUGCAGCGGCCUGAGCUUUUUACAAAAGGACAAUUACGAAAGCCUUGCAGAGGAUUGCUCCUCUUUGGCCCUCCUGGAACUGGAAAAACGAUGCUUGCAAAGGCUGUAGCCACGGAAGCAGGAGCAAAUUUUAUUAAUAUCUCAAUGUCAACAAUUACAUCAAAGUGGUUUGGUGAAGCAGAAAAGUAUGUCAAAGCAGUAUUCACUUUGGCUAACAAGAUAGCCCCAAGUGUAAUAUUUAUUGACGAGGUGGACAGUAUGCUUGGAAGAAGAGGGAAGGACUCAGAACAUUCAGCUAUGCGUAAGCUAAAGAAUGAAUUUAUGGCUAGUUGGGACGGUCUUCGAACUCGGGAUAAGGAACGAGUACUGGUUCUAGCAGCUACAAAUCGACCUUUUGAUCUUGAUGAGGCAGUUAUCAGAAGGUUUCCAAGGAGGUUAAUGGUUGAUCUUCCUGAUACUGAGAAUCGAUCUAAAAUUCUUAAGGUUAUCCUUGUGGAUGAAGACUUGGCACCAGAAUUUAAUAUGGAAGAAUUGGCUGCUGUUACUGAUGGAUAUUCAGGAAGUGACUUGAAGAGUUUGUGUACAACUGCUGCAUAUGAACGGAUACGUGAGCUAUUAGAUCAAGAAUCUAAGGAGAGAGAGAGAGCAAAAUCUGAAGGACGUCUACCUCCUCCAACCACUAAAACACCAGAACUGCGGCCCAUAAGCAUGGAUGAUAUGCGCAAAGCUAUGGAAAAGGUUCGUUCCAGUGUCUCUGCAGAUGCAAGAAGCAUUCUCGAAUUGCGGCAGUGGAAUGAUGAAUAUGGAGAAGGGGGAUCGAAGAAGGUGAUGACAUUAAGUUAUUUCAUGUGAAGUUGACUACAUCCUGUAAGAGAUGCUACGUAAUCAGGAAGAUAAAUCAGAGAACAUGAUAUUAAGAAUGUUCGGCUGGAGAUCUAAUAAAAUAUUAUAAGAGAUUAUUUGCAAAUUUCUGGAAGGUUGAGCGAACUGUACAGUGAAAGGAGGAAAUGGAGAUGGACAUGGCCUUGAGGCAUGUUAUGUGAACAGAAUUGAAGCAAGAUGUAAGUUAUGAGAAGAUCAGGUAUCAAAUAAUAUUCGUGGGGAAAUGUAUUGUUCUAUUAAUCUGCAGGCAUGCAUGCAAAUUUUUUGCAGCCCAUACUGAUAUUUACAGGUAUCAUUGAUAUGUUAAAAAGCUGCACAGAUUUUGGAUUGUAUUUUUAGCACGAUCAUAUUGUUAGAAGAAAUACAUAUCGUCUGUUUAAGCAGUGUUUUACAAUUAGCAUGGUACUGCUUUACAUAAAGCAAAGGAGUAAAAUAUUAUAUCUUAUACCAGAUAAUGAUGUAUAUUGUAACUGAUCAGAGAGCACUAGAGUUGUACUUGUAACCAUCUAAGUAAAUCAUUGAGGUCAUAUUAUUGUUUCAAAUUUGGACACAUCACCCUCGUUUUCAUGAAUAUGGUUAUAAGCAUAUUAUUUUUACAGGUUGAUA